AUGGGGCUGCGGGCAGCAUUUGUGUCAAACUCGACAUCUGCCGCAUUCCUGGCAGAAUCGGCAGGUUUCCACUCUCUGGAUGUGCUUGACUGUGGAAAGGCACCAACACAGCCAGCUGAUUAUGCUGUGCACAAAGUGUUCGGGCUACCAUCCGCUGGCCGUGUUGCUAAGCAGCUAAUCUUUCACUUGGGUGUUGAGAGUGCAUCCACACAGCCAACAGCUCCAACACGAAUCGACGUGAGGGAAGAGCAUGACAAUGAACUGGAUUUGCUGCUGCUUCACAUUGAUGCCCAUGCAGCUAUGCUGUCUGCUACCACUGGCACCAGGGACACAGCUGCGACGCCGUCUGAGACAAUUGCCACAACAGAAAGCCUGAUGCCACAAGACACGGAGGUUGCCAGAUGUCCAGCAUCUAGACCCCACAGUGCAGACCCCAUUGAAGCAUCUUGUUCUUGUCUCGAGUGGCUUGACGACCUGCUUCUGGCUCUAAAUGAAAGUAAAGAGGUUCGCAGCCAGGUCCUCCUGUGUUUAGUGCUGGGCUCCCAGGGCGAUCCCCUGGGGCAGAUCCUGGAGGAAGGUGGCAGAGAGCUGGAGCCAUGGACGGCGCAGGCAGAGAACGCACGAGGUUGUGGAAGCCAGCAAGGCGGCCAACUGCCCAAGCUGGUCCGCCCCAGGCAAAGCUUUCAAUUUUGCGGCUUGGAUUAUGUCGAAGCUGACCUCCAGCUGCCCCUCUUGACGGUCUGCAGGUGCAAAGGCGUUGUUAGAUGUGACUGCGUGCAGCGGGUAGAUGUGGGAGAUGCCAGAGCGCUGGGCGGCGAUGCAGCCAUCCUGGUGGACAGGCUUUUGUACGGAAUUGCCUACACGAUGGGAAAGGCGACGAAGUACGGUGCAUGA
Messenger RNA from Ostreobium quekettii, 894 nucleotides. Lineage: Eukaryota; Viridiplantae; Chlorophyta; Ulvophyceae; Bryopsidales; Ostreobiaceae. The record is from the annotation of a GenBank genome assembly.